Messenger RNA from Hemicordylus capensis (graceful crag lizard), 1160 nucleotides. RefSeq names its product elastase-1-like. Bases 356 to 1105 code for a protein of 249 amino acids. Gene Ontology annotation, molecular function: serine-type endopeptidase activity. The record is from RefSeq and is a predicted model, not a curated record. Gene Ontology annotation, biological process: proteolysis. NCBI's taxonomy places the organism in Eukaryota, Metazoa, Chordata, Lepidosauria, Squamata, Cordylidae. The transcript has 5 exons.
UUUAUUAUUGAGGGGGCAGGGCCAUCAAGCUACAGGCCUAAGCCUUUUUCACAGUAGAUAACCCGUUCAAACUGGAUUCAGCUUAGACAUCCUAAUUCAGCCCAUUAAGGAGGAAGGACCUCCAGUUUGGAGGGAAAACCUCUACCCUGGAUUGGCCAGCAUUACAUCAGAGAUACACUGACUCUUCUCCUUGGAUCCCAAGCUGUCAAUCUCUGGAAGUGUGGGAUAGCCUUCCCUCUCUUUGUAUCACUAUAAAAUAGGGGACAAGAAUCCCUCCAUGUUGUCACAUCAGUACAGUAGGCACCGUGUCACCAGCUGCUACUUGUGUCCAGAAAGGGAGAUGCUGUAGGGGUCAAUGCCCCCUCAGCCAAGGACCAGCUACUCUAAGGCUCGCUCUAAGCCAAGUGACAAGUUUGUUCAUGUCUGUGGUGGCACCCUCAUUCACAGAGACUGGGUUCUCACUGCUGCACACUGCUUCCAGAAGGGGAAAGCAGAAGAUGUCACAGACUGGCGAAUUGUUUUGGGCAAGCAUAACCUUAACCACCCUGAAUCCACAGAGAAAAGCUACCGGGUGAAACGCAUUUAUCGGCAUGAACGUUUCCACUAUCCUCAGCUAAAUGAGCUGGAGUAUGACAUUGCUUUGGUCAAGCCAAUGGAAACCAUUGUAACCAACAGGUUUAUCCAUUAUGCCUGCCUGCCAGAGAGAGACAGCUUUCUCCACCCGGGACACUCCUGCUGGGUGACUGGCUGGGGAGGCACAAGAGGUGGGAACGAAAACUUGACUCUGUCCGAAGUUUUGAACCAGGCCAGAUUGCCAGUCAUAGAUUUCAGCACAUGCCAUCUCAAGAAAUUCUGGGGAAACAAAAUCCAUCCAUCAAUGCUUUGUGCUGGACUGAGAGAUACUGCAGGGUCUCCUGCUGCCUGCCAGGGAGACUCCGGUGGCCCACUUGUUUGCCAGAUUGGAAGAGAGAUGUGGGAAGUCCAUGGGGUUGUCAGCUUUGGACCAGUUGGAUGCCAGGUGCAGAACAAGCCCACUGUCUUUACUAGGACAUCUGCAUAUAUUUCCUGGAUUGAAACUAUCAGGAUGCAGGAUUUCUUUUUGUGAAGACAGGAGAGAACAAAGGAAGUGCAGAACUAUCAAUAAAGUCCUUUGUAAAGCA